This is a messenger RNA of Colletotrichum chrysophilum, 1362 nucleotides long. RefSeq lists its product as uncharacterized. Lineage: Eukaryota; Fungi; Ascomycota; Sordariomycetes; Glomerellales; Glomerellaceae. The record is from RefSeq and is a predicted model, not a curated record. Gene Ontology annotation, biological process: coenzyme A catabolic process. Gene Ontology annotation, molecular function: acetyl-CoA hydrolase activity; coenzyme A diphosphatase activity. The coding region runs from base 1 to 1362 and encodes 453 amino acids. The transcript is spliced from 3 exons.
AUGACCCAGCUCUCCGCGCCGGACCCAACCUCUCCCCCGUCCUUCUCCGAAGACGCAACAACAUCAACAACAACCACAGCAACUCCAUCCACCACCACCAACGACACCACUCCAGCCCUGCAGCAGCAGAAACCCAACGGCGACGACGCCAUCACACCCCCGACAGACGCCGAAGUCCACGAGAUCAAAACCCACCUCGCCGCAGCCGCAACCGCACCCAUUGUUGCAGUUCCUGCUGCGCUCGCCAAGGACCCGGCCGCCGCUACCGCUGCAACGUCAGCAGCAGCAUCCAACACCAACACCACCACCUACGAACCAAAGAUCCUCAUCCUCGACGGCGACGACGACUUCCAGGAGGUUACGAGCUACUGGGAUGCUGAGGCCAUGGCUCCCUUGAACGCCGUCUCUGCGGCGGCCAUCGCGCGGCUGCGCCGCUACGUCCCGCCCCCGUUCCCCCUCUGGGACCGCCUCCCCGUCAGCCGCCGCGCCGCCGUCCUCAUCCUGCUCUACGCCGACCGCAGGGGCGACCUCCGCGUCGUCAUCACCAUGCGCGCCGCCAGCCUGCGGAGCUUCUCCGGCCACGCCGCCUUCCCGGGCGGCAAGGCGGACACCCUGCAAGAAACGCCGUACGAAAUCGCCCGCCGCGAAGCCUGGGAAGAAAUCGGCCUGCCCAUGGACGACGCCCGUAUCCCCAAACCCUUCAAGAUCGAGCCCCUCUGCUACCUCCCCUACAACCUCGCGCGCACCGAGCUCGUCGUCCGCCCCUGCGUCGCCUUCCUCCACGCCGACGAGGAGCCCGACGACCCGGAGCACCCCUCCCCGCUCGUCGAGGAGCGCAUGAUCCCCCGCCUCGACGCCAAGGAGGUCGCCGCCGUCUUCUCCGCCCCCUUCCACAACUUCCUGCGCGCCACGGACCAGGAAUCACCCUCAUCAUCAAGCACAAUCCAAAAGAAGCAGAGGCCGCUGCCCCCGGGGAGCUGGUACGAAGGCAACUGGAUCCAGUGGAAGGACCACCCCUGGCGCGUGCACAACUUCUACGUCCCCGUCGACGACCAGCGCGUCACGACGCCCGGCAACGCCAUGGACGCGGACCACCCGCAGGGCAACCUCGCCGAGAAGCUCGAGGAGGAGCAGGACCAGCAACGGAGGUUCAAGGUGUGGGGGCUCACGGCGCACAUGCUGGUCGACGCGGCGCGCAUCGCGUACGGGAAAGAGCCCGAGUUCGAGUGCAACCCGCACUUUGGCGACGAGGAGAUCAUCCUGCAGGCGGAGCGGGAGGGCAGCCUCGUUGACAAGAAGAGGAAGAGGGACGAGGGGGCGGGUGAUAAGGAUAAGGAGAAGACGGAGCCGGCCAAGAUGUAA